Molecule: messenger RNA, 1030 nt
Organism: Schistosoma bovis
Lineage: Eukaryota; Metazoa; Platyhelminthes; Trematoda; Strigeidida; Schistosomatidae
Source: the annotation of a GenBank genome assembly
GCACGAAUCAUCAACAAUUCAAUGAACAGAAGUGUGGAACAUUGACUAUAGUUUUUUGGUGGAAGGGUCAUCAAAACUUCAAAAGUCAUUGAAAUAUAAAUAAACUGAUAAAAUCGCUCGUUCGUCUAUGUAUAUCAGCCUAUCGCCUAGAAAUGCUUGAAUAAACUGUAUUAUGACUUCUUCCGAAAAUUGUUUGUGUUGGGAGAUAUAAUAUUUACAUUUCUUCAAUUCUGUCAUAACCUUAGACGAAGUACAAUAUUUUCAGCGCCAUAAACAACUAAUCAACUAUACGGAGUGUUUACUGUCAUUUAGGAUGGCUGAUGUGCUAGAUUUACAUGGCGAGAAUGACUUCGAAGAAGACGCAGAUGGUGAUCAUGGUUUAAUGAAAUUGAAGGAAAGUGCAAAAAAAAGAAAAGGCAGAGGAUUCGGAGCUGACUCAGUCGGAACGACAAAAGAAGGAUAUGAAUCUCUAGUAGUGGAUGACGGAUCGUCAAAAUCAGGACCUCAAAGAUCCGUAGAAGGUUGGAUAUUGUUUGUAAGGAAUGUACAGGAAGAAGCUACGGAAGAAGAUAUUCGAGAUAAAUUCUGUGAAUAUGGCGAUAUAAAAAAUAUACACCUUAACCUUGACCGGCGAACUGGUUAUUUAAAAGGAUAUGCAUUAGUAGAAUAUGAAAAUUUCAAGGAAGCUUUUACUGCUAUGGAACAUCUAAAUGGUUCUGAGCUAAAUGGUCAAAGAAUCCAUGUGGAUUGGGCGUUUACAAAAGGUCCAAAUCCAGUCAAAAUGUCAACCAAACACAGAACACGUGAACGUAGUCGAAGUCGAUCAGUUGACCGUGCUCGGCGAUAAUUGUACACUCAUGCUCUAGAUAAAAUGUUUUUUUACAUAUCUUAAAUACCUUUUUAUCAAACAAUCAGCGUCGGCUUGAUCUCUUUCGUUGCAUUAUUAGUUGUUUUAAGCUACACCUAUUCGAGUAAAAAACGUUUGUAUUCCUUAACUGCUUCACCAUUUAAAUCAUGUAUCAUUAACCGA